This is a messenger RNA of Ictalurus furcatus (blue catfish), 5672 nucleotides long. RefSeq names its product retinoid x receptor, beta a (gene rxrba). Gene Ontology annotation, molecular function: retinoic acid-responsive element binding; zinc ion binding; nuclear steroid receptor activity. Gene Ontology annotation, biological process: anatomical structure development; positive regulation of transcription by RNA polymerase II; cell differentiation. Gene Ontology annotation, cellular component: nucleus; RNA polymerase II transcription regulator complex. Lineage: Eukaryota; Metazoa; Chordata; Actinopteri; Siluriformes; Ictaluridae. The transcript is spliced from 12 exons. The record is from RefSeq and is a predicted model, not a curated record. Bases 340 to 1731 code for a protein of 463 amino acids.
AGAAGCUGAGAGAGAGAGAGAGAGAGAGAGAGAGAGAGAGAGAGAGUGUUUGUGUUUAACAGAUGAUAUAUUUGCAGACUGCACGCGCUUCUGCUUUCAUCUUGAACGAUAUUAAUGCUGUCUGAUCCAUGUUUAUAGCUUUAUAUUGCAGAGCUACAGAUUUUCAUUAGCGCGCUGGCGCCAUGAAAUGAUUUCCCUUCAUGUCAUCUAACACAUAAAUAGCUGUGCUUUGGUCGGUGAUAGAAGCAGCAGCGGCGUAGGGCCUCAGUCCUCGGUGUAGAGUUGAACCCUCAUCCGGGAUUCAAACUCCUGGGUGUUUGUGCGAGAAGAGCCUUGGCCAUGGGCGACAACAGAGAUUCUCGAAGUCCAGACAGCUCUUCUGUGUCGUCACCACCUUCAGGGAAACAAUCGCCUGCUCUGGUUCCCUCAGCAGCUGCUAUAACCUCACUGCCACCCGUUACUUCGGCAGUCAGCAGUCCGAUUAGCAGCAUGGGAUCACCCUUUUCUGUCAUCAGCUCUUCUCUAGGUUCCCCAUGCCUCCCUGGGACGCCAUCAGUGGGUUACGGCCCUAUUAGCAGUCCCCAGAUCAACUCCACGGUGUCCAUGUCCGGCCUGCACGCCGUCAGCAGUUCCGAUGAUGUAAAGCCGCCGUUUGGCCUGAAGCCACUUUUAAGCCACUCCCCUGGACCUACACUCUCGCAGAAACGGCUUUGUGCGAUUUGUGGCGAUCGCUCCUCUGGUAAGCACUAUGGUGUCUACAGUUGUGAGGGAUGUAAAGGCUUCUUUAAGCGCACGGUCAGAAAAGACCUGAGCUACACAUGCAGAGAUAACAAGGACUGUAUGGUGGACAAGCGCCAGAGGAAUCGCUGCCAGUACUGCCGCUACCAGAAAUGUCUAGCCAUGGGCAUGAAGAGAGAAGCUGUUCAGGAGGAGCGUCAGAGGAACAAAGAGCGAGACGGAGAAGUGGAGUCCACCAGUGCAGUGAAUGAAGAAAUGCCAGUGGAGAAGAUCCUGGAAGCGGAGAUGGCUGUGGAACAGAAGAUAGAGCUGCAGUCUGAUGGAAGUUCAGGCACCAGCUCUGAAAACGAUCCUGUCACGAACAUCUGCCAGGCAGCUGAUAAACAGCUCUUCACGCUGGUGGAGUGGGCCAAGAGAAUCCCACACUUCUCAGAACUGGCUCUUGAUGACCAGGUCAUCCUUCUACGUGCCGGCUGGAAUGAGCUGCUGAUUGCCUCAUUCUCUCAUCGCUCCAUCGCUGUGAAGGAUGGUAUUCUGCUGGCCACUGGACUCCACGUCCACAGAAACAGUGCCCAUAGCGCAGGAGUGGGAGCCAUCUUCGAUAGGGAGAGUGCGCACAAUGCAGAGGUUGGGGCCAUAUUUGACAGGGUGCUGACUGAGCUAGUGAGUAAGAUGAGGGAUAUGCAGAUGGAUAAGACUGAACUUGGGUGUUUAAGAGCCAUCAUCCUUUUCAACCCAGAUGCGAAGGGGCUUUCAAACCCAAGUGAAGUGGAGUUACUGAGAGAGAAAGUCUAUGCUGCACUAGAAGCUUAUUGUAAACAGAGAUAUCCUGACCAGCAGGGCAGGUUUGCCAAGCUCCUCCUCCGACUGCCAGCAUUGCGCUCCAUUGGUUUAAAAUGUCUGGAACACCUGUUCUUCUUCAAGCUGAUUGGUGAUACCCCAAUUGACACCUUCCUCAUGGAGAUGCUGGAGGCUCCCCAUCAACUGACCUAAUCUGGACCACUUUCUACCCAGUUGUAUCUGGUUAGCACCAGGGUGUACCGGUAGCCUGGACAUUGGGGCUUCACUGUGUCUGUUCAAUCUCCCUGCUUACACCUUCCUUUAUUCUCUCCUUUUCUUCUCCCUUCCACGUCGUCUCCUAUGCUAGUAUUGCGCCAAAAAGACUUUCAUCUCUCAGAAAACGAAGCGGGGGACAUUUUUCAUCGGGGGACACGUUGAGAGAGAUCCGUAUUUUGCAAAUAAGGCUUUUCGAGGUUGUUUUCGGUUUUACACUUCCAUUCUCAGAGCCUUUUUAUUGAUGUUGGUGCUCAGCUAUGUUAGUUUUUAAUCUGCUACAAAAGAAAAAAAAUACAGCUGGUACGUUUCUUUUCUCACUACAGCUCGUUAGAAAGCUAACGAGUUGAACGCACAGCUCUCAUGCGCAGGACGUGAAGUUUCAUCACUCGCUGUAACCUUAAAGCGGCCGUCACACCUGAUGCGAAUAAAAUCUGCCUGGUGAAAAAGCCAGUUCACUUGAAUGGAAGAGGACAUGGUAUAUGGUGGGGGGUUUUGUGGGGGGGGUUGCUUCCUGUAGCAGUUAAUUUCUCCUCAUCAUUCUUCUCCGAUUUUGGUUUUUGUGUCGUGUUCAUGUAGAUGAAACUUAAGCCCAUGAAUCUGCAAAUCUUGGAUUAGAAUCGUGGGCCAAUAGAAAACUAGAGCACGGUGAUGGAGUCGUGUCUUUCUGGAGUAACUACUUAUGAUUACUGUAUUACUGUUUCCCUGUUUUUCUACAGCAGUGUGUACAUGGAAUUGGUUAGCAGGAGCUGAAGAGCUGUUCCAAUCUCGCUAUAUGAACCUCCUAAUAAUAUUCUACUUAACAAGCUAAAGGCACUUAGCAGUCUGAGAUGAUUAGUCUGCAUUGGCAAGGUUAGCUGUUCACUGAAUCAGUUGUUUCCUUCAAGGUCUGUCCAUAAUCAACCGACUUUGCUCAACCCUGGCAAAUAAAUUCACAAAACUCUGGUGUGCUUGCUCCUUCAUGCUACACCACCAGUGAAAAUGAAAAUUUUUUUAAUUUAUUUAAUGUUUUGACGAUACCCUGGUUGUUUGUGGGCAUUCCUGCGUUUUCAGUUUCCUACCGUUGUCACUGUGAUAUUCGCACAAGCUAGCUACAGAACAUAUCUAAAACACCCGUUUGAUCGCAAAUCGUACGUCUUCCCACUUCUGGAGGGAAAUGCUUCUGUGCCACGUAUCAGAACAAAAACAACAUUUUGUGCUUCACGGUUUCAGCGAAAACACCAGCACUGUUGCAUUUUGGGUAAACACUUCAAGCUUGUGGCGGCACAGCGAUAAGGAGAGACGAGUAGGAAUAAAUUAAACCAAAACACACGUUCCUGGAUGGGGGUAAGGAACGUACCACAGUUCCUUGGUUAGGCGCUAAAUUAUUCUGCUUCUUCUCAACUUAAAUGUCGCUCGUCUUUGUCGUAUCUAUUGCCCCGCCCUCUUCACGCCGCUACCGUUUGCUUCGCCUAGUGUCUCCCCAAAUCAACAGCUCUAACUGAAAAUGACUGACUUCUGGCAGCUUCCUCGUGUUGUGUUGCUGCGGUCGGUCUGAGUGCAGGGUUACUGAUGACAGCAGCAGACCUGUGUGUAACAGGUAACUGUACAAUUUAACAUUCUGGGCCUCAUGUAAUCACGACAGUGUUUAUGUGAGACUUAGUAAAUCAGGUGCGGACCAGUGAGGGUCCUGUGAAAUUCUUGCCAGGCUCUUCGUGAACAAAUCUAUGUGGAAUGAUUGCGGGUGUGUGUUUAUGAUUCGUGGCCAGAGCAAGCCCUUUAAAGACACAGCUGUUUUAAUGUCAUUUGGGGUCUUUAGUGGGUGGUGUGGUUCCCUCCUCAUAUGGUCCAUUGCUUGGGAAAUUACCUGCUACAUUUUAAAACCAAACUUAACCCCAGACCUACACCUUGACCCCAGGUUUGCUUUGAAAAGUGUGUGUACUGUGAUGUACAAUAUGUGAAUUCAAUCACUUUUGAAAAAAAUAUUUUUCAUGUGCCAAAUGUGACUUUUUUUCUCUCUCUCUCUCUUUCUCUCUCUCUCUCUCACUCACACACACACACACACACACACUAUAUGGUGUUGAAAAAUAGUGAUGAUAAAAAAAAAAACCACAGGUCAGUAGGUUAAGUCCUCUGAGGGUUCUACAUUCCAUCCGUAAUGGUGUUUUGUGCUUUUCUCACAUUAGAUGACAAACACCUUUUUAUUUUAUUGAUUUAGUUAAAAAAAAAAAAAAACAAAACAACCAAAACUAAAAAAAUUGCCCUUUUAAACUCACAUAACUCACACGAACUUGUUUUAACAGUUGUUAAUAUAAAUGAAUUCACUUUGUAUGGUUUAACAGUCGAAACCAGCAUCUUGGCAAUCUAUGCAUCUAUUUGUAGAAAGACAAAUAUAUUAAUACUGUGUGCUUAUUGUCUUCUUAAUUCUGUACGUGUGCGCGCAGGCCAAGCUCAAAACCAAGGAGUAGUUAAAUGCAACGAAUUUUAACUGAAGUGGUUGUGUACCAGCGCACGACCUGCAGUUGGUCCUUGGUCUGUAACUUCAUCCAUCACGACAUCAGUUCAGGCCUUGUUGCUGAAUCAGCUGUGUAUUAUGAUUUUUAACAAUGCAUGUACUUCAUUUAUAAAUGUCCUGGAAAGUAUUGUCAGUAACAAAGGAUGAAUAAUACAGAUCAAACAGAAUGUUCUGUGAUUGUGAAUGUAUUUGGAAAUAGUGGAAUUUGCCAUUUUCCCAGGGAUUUUUUUUCGUUUUUAAACUCUAUUUCCUCCCCAAUUUUGGCUCUCUCCUUAUCCCAUGACGACUACUGAUUCAGAAGAGUGACUGUGAACACGUGCUUCCUUUGAGGCACAUGAAGCCAGACGACACAGUCGGAGGAAAGUGCCAUCUCUCCUCUUCUGCAUAGAUGAGCCCACAGACUCCCAUGAUUGGCUAGUGUCGCAGGGGACAAAACACUAUGCCCCUCCCACCCAGACAGCUCGACCAGUUUGCUGCCCUGUAUCAAGGCCACCGAUAGCUGUGACAUCAUCAGGAUUAGAACUUGCGAUCUCCUGACAAUCGAGCAAACACAGGAUCUAUUUAGACGUUAUCUAAUUUCUUUUUGAGGAGGUCCUGUUUAAUAGUUUCACCGGCUUUCAAAAAUUCCUCAUUCACCUCUUGUAAGUGCACAUUUUCUUCUGUUCUGUUUCCAUCAGUGGUGUUUUUAAGUUCUGGUGAAGGUGUAAUAAAGCACCUGAUCACUUCUUGCUGUGGACACUGGUACUGAUGAGCUGCUGUCUGAAGUGUGUGUGUGUGUGUGUGUGUCUGUGUGUGUGGAGGGGGAGGGGGGGUGCUUUCUUACGCACAUCCCCAACUUCCCAUACAUGUUUAAGUGCACCAGUAGUACAUUGUGGCCGUGCAAAAUUGAAUCUAUCGGAGGUGUUUGGGAGGUAUUUACACCCUGGACUGAGAAACAGACUGUAGUGGACCUACUCUUGAUGCCGGGUUGUCAUGAUUUAAGAGAACUAUUUUUGUUUGAGAGUCACCUUGCGUUUUCCCAAGGCUGACCCUGACUCUUGUUUAUGGUCCACUAUUUUUACUCUACAAAGCGAACAUUCUUAGUCGCCUGUUAUACCAGAAACAAUGUUAUACUUAAAAAUCGGGUGUAACAUCGGUUCUCUGCCAUUGAUGAGCAUGAAUAGCACGCUGUGCUUGUUAAGCCAGGGCAACAUUUGUAAAGAAUUACACGAUACAUACAAAUCAUGGGAAUCUUUUGUGCUUUCUAAUAUUGUUUUGUGCUAAAGUUUGUCACACUAAGGUCUCCUGAAAUAUGCACAAAGUGUACAAGUCCUAUUCUUUCAUAAAACAAGCACCCAUUAAACAUAAGACAUGAAAACAAAAGGUCACUUUUCUCUCGCCUUUUUCC